Molecule: messenger RNA, 1822 nt
Organism: Ziziphus jujuba (common jujube)
Lineage: Eukaryota; Viridiplantae; Streptophyta; Magnoliopsida; Rosales; Rhamnaceae
Product: origin of replication complex subunit 6
Exons: 9
Coding region: 348-1073 (241 amino acids)
Biological process (GO): DNA replication; DNA replication initiation
Cellular component (GO): nuclear origin of replication recognition complex
Molecular function (GO): DNA binding
Source: RefSeq, a predicted model, not a curated record
AAAAAUGGAAAAAAAUAAAAAGAAAAAGAAAAAUCAUAAAAUCGCAAUUAGCACUUACAUCAACAAUUUGGCCGCCAACGGGAAUUAUUUUCCCUUUCGUUUGGGCGCCAAAACAGACCCGGGAAAUGCUAGAGCUGGUUAGCGCGCGACAAUUUCGAAAGGGAAAAAAAGAAAAAAAAAAAAAUGAGAAAAAGACCAAUUCUCCAUGGUUCCCGCCCAUUCAAUGCUGUUUAUCUUCUUCCUCUCCUCAUGCAUAUAUGCAUUUGCCCAAAUGCGGAUCCUCCUUUUCGACCCACUAACCUAAACCCUCUGAGACAGUAAACCCUCCAGACCCGUUAUCAGCAUAAAUGGACAUCUCCGCCAUAGCCAGGAAGCUUGGGUUCUCAGACUCCAAGAACCUGAUUCGAAAAGCCGCCGAGCUCCGUCGCCUUUGUGAUGUCCAGUUCGACUCUUCCGUUAUUGGUGUCGGUGAGGUUUGCAAAGCUGUAAUGUGCUUAGAAAUCGCCGCCACUAGAUUGGGGAUUGUGUUCGAUCGGCCAAAUGCAAUAAGGUUGAGUGGAAUGUCCGAAAAGGCUUAUACGAGAUCUUACAAUUCAUUGCAGAAUGGGAUUGGAGUCAAGAACAAGCUGGAUAUUAGAGAAUUGGCAAUUCAAUUUGGGUGUGUAAGAAUCAUUCCGUUUGUGAAGAAGGGUUUGUCUUUCUAUAAGGAUCGCUUUCUAGCAUCUUUGCCACCUUCUCGGCGUGCAAGCGCAGAUUUCACCCGGCCUGUGUUUACUGCUGUAGCAUUCUAUUUGUGUGCGAAAAAGCACAAGCUGAAGGUAGACAAGCUUAAGUUGAUUGAACUUUGUGGUGCCUCUGAAUCUGAGUUCUCUUCAGUUUCUACCUCCAUGAAGGACUUGUGCUUUGAUAUUUAUGGGACAACAAAGGAGAAAAAAGAUCCUAAGGAUGUGAAGGUGAACCGAGAGCUGCUAGAUGUCUUACCAGAAAAAAGGAAAAUUGAGGAUGGUGGCUAUUUUUCUGAUGAAGGAGAGGAGGUUGUAUUGUCUACCCAAUCAAUAUUCAGAGGUCAUUGAAGUCUAUGGAAGAGGCCAUAUGGCGAGGAACAUAAACUCUCCAUAUCUUUGGUCUCUUUGCCUAACCUGCUGCAUUGAUAAUACACCUAAGAAUAAAAAUAAAUUCCCGUUGUAGUGGCUUUUAUAGUGAAUUUAGGAGGAACAGUCUUCUGCGGGGAAUGUUAGCUGUUUGUUCUAAAAAUUUUGUAUUGAUUUCAUUCCCUACUGGUUAUUUGUUAUCCGAAGCAUGGCAAGUGUCUGAACCAUUUGAAAACGAAUCCAGUCAAGUGCUUUCUUUUAUUGGCUAACUCUGCAAUUUCAAUUCCAUUGUCAAUUGAUCUUGGAGUGAUUUUCUAUUCUGUAGAUAGGGUCACCAAGUACUAUGAAGUUGUAUAAUUGUGAUUGAAAAAUGAUUCUUUUCACAUGUUAAACAAAAGUUAAAAUUAAAAAAAUUCAAAUUGAACAAAUAGGAUCUGAAAAUAAAUUUAUGUCUCCAAAUAAAACUCUGAUUUCAUAACCAAAAUAGUAUUUGCCUGCCAAUCAUAAUGUUCAAUCAUCUAUAUUUACAUGAUAAUUUUGCAUUUAAUAUAUGCCUGAGUAGACCAAGAAUUUGUAUUAACUUGUUCAAAUUCUUCCCCAGUGCCACAGCUCUCAUUUUCUUCCUUCCCAAUGUUUUCCUAUCACAUGUUGUACUUGCUUUCUGUUUGCAUGGUUUAUAUUAUAUUCUACUUGUACUUGACUGUUAAUUAAUGCUUCUUUCUCUAUCAAGA